Molecule: messenger RNA, 672 nt
Organism: Camelina sativa (false flax)
Lineage: Eukaryota; Viridiplantae; Streptophyta; Magnoliopsida; Brassicales; Brassicaceae
Source: RefSeq, a predicted model, not a curated record
UCCUUUCGCUUAUUUUUACCAUUUUCAGAUUAUAAGAAGCAACUUCAUCUUUUGCGCACAAAAAAAAAAAGAAGCAAUGAACAUGUUAUCCGCAAGAUGGUUCUCUGAGCAGGAAAUAGAAGAAAAUAGCAUUAUUCAACAAUUUCACAUGAAGUCAAUAGUGGGAGAGGUCCAUGAAGCUCAAUACACCCUUCCAAACUCUUUCCACACUAACAUUAAUCCUUCUUAUGAUGAUGAUUUGAUAGAAAUGAAACCAUCAAAGAUCCUCAAGACUACUUACAUAUUACCACAAUUGCCACCGCCACAUUCUUCUUCUCUUCCUCCUAAUUCAAAGCCUCAUCUUCAUUGCCAGCCUUCCUCAAGAAUUCUCUCUUUCGGAAAUGCUGGUUCAAAUGUUAUGGAUCAUGACUACUCUCCCAACUCAAUCUUUAGCCCCAAAGUAGAGGCCACUACAAGAAAACAAGCUGUUUGGGACUCCAAAAAUCGUCCUAAAAUGGUCGCAAAUGCACUAUAUAUGACUAUUUUGUGACUGUUUUGAAUAGUCGUUAAAAUUUGGUCGCAAAAUUUAUUGGUCCCGAUAUAGUCACAAAAUACUGACCACUAUGUGACCUCAUUUUAUGUCUUAAAUUUGCGACUACAUUAAGAUCAAUAUGUAGUCAUAUAUUCCUGACC